AUGCCGAAAGAAUUUUCGUUAGAAUUUAAGCAAUUGGUAUUUUCUAUUAUUGAUUUUAUUGAAAAAGAAAAGAAUAGUCCAUCAAUACCUCUUAAUAAUGUUACAGACCGUCUUGUAGCAAUACUUGGCAUUUCAAGAAGAUCAGUUUUUGUGUUAAAAAGUGAAAUGAAACAAUUGAAGGAAGACCAAGAAGAGUUUGUUAGACUUACUCGUUCGUCAAGUACCUCGUUAUCACCAACGCCAUUACCAUCAGCCAAACGCUCAGGUCGUCCAAAAGCACAAUUAACAAAUUUUGAAAAAGAUACAAUUAGAUUAACAUUUCAUCUAUUAUUGAAAGAUAAAAUGUAUCCUACUGUUGAAAAUUUAUUAUCAACUUUGUUAAGUCAAUAUCCUGAAUUUCCAAUACAGUCAAUAACAUCAUUACGUCGAGAAAUGAAGGCACUUGGUUUCAAAUAUAGAAAGACAAAUAAAGCAAAAAUUUUGAUGGAUUCGGUAGCCUUUCAAGCUCAACGUGCUGCAUAUUUUAGAAAAAUUGAUCAACUACGAUUGAAUAAUUCUAUAUUAUACUAUCAUGAUGAAACGUGGCUAAGUAGAAAUGAAGAAAAAGCAGUUGUAUGGUUUGAUGAUCAAGGAUAUGGUCGUCUUCGAAAUAGUCAAGGAAAAGGUCAACGUUUAGCAAUCAGUGCUCUUCUUAGUCAAAACGGUUUUCAUCUUCGUUCCUUAGAUAUUUACAAGUGUGACGAAGUACAUAGUAUGGACAGUAAUCAUUUUGUCACAUGGAUGGACAGUGCAGCUAGUACUUUACGAUCUGAACAUGGCAAAACGACUAAAAUUGCUAUCAUUAUAGAUAAUGCCAAAUGGCAUAAUAAGCUUACUCCAGAAUCUGAACCACCUAAACGUUCAUGGAAAAAACAAUUAAUUGCUGAUUGGCUAACUACUCGAAAAAUUAAGUAUGAACUCUAUAUGACAAAGGCCGAGUUAAUACAAUUAGCAUUUGCUCAUUUACCUCCAAAAGAAUUUUUAGUUGAUAAAGUAGCAAGUAAAUAUAAUAUUGAAAUUGUUAGAAUACCAGUGAAGCACUGCGUCUUGAAUCCAAUUGAACUUCGUUGGUCCGGUUUAAAAAAUUAUGUUCGACGACAGAAUGUACAUUUUAGUUUGAACGAUGUUGAACAACUUUGUAAUGAAUGGUUAGCAGUAUGUACUCCUGAACAUGCUUCUGGUUAUUUUGCACAUGUCUAUAAACAUGAAGAAAUAUUUAAAACUGCAGACAAAUAUGUUGAAGAGAUAGAAGAUGAUCUGAUCGAUAGUGAAGAUAAUGCUGACCGCGAUACAUCAAAUGAUGAUGACGAUGUUGAUGAUUAA
Rotaria sp. Silwood1 is the source of this 1362-nucleotide messenger RNA. Lineage: Eukaryota; Metazoa; Rotifera; Eurotatoria; Philodinida; Philodinidae. The record is from the annotation of a GenBank genome assembly.